ACCAAAAGUCAGCGCCUUGUUUUGUCUCUCUCUUUUUUUUCUUUUUUCUUGAGUGCAGAGAAACUGAUCAAAGAGGAGGCAGAGACAAAGGUACAGAUUCUCAGAGCAGAGUUUGUCCGAGAAAUGGAAGACGAUUGGGAUCUCCACGCCGUCGUCAGAGGCUGCUCCGCCACGCCCUCCGCCGUCUCUGACUUUUACUCUGUUUCUUCCAAUUCCAAUUCCAUCCCUUUUACUUUUGGUAGAGACCAAACCAACGACCACUUUUUCUCCCUUCAAGAUCCAUUUGAGGGACCCAAUUCCGGCGAGGAAUUGCAUGAGCUUUUCAAGCCCUUCUUCCCCAAAUCUCAGCCCCCUCCGCCGCCGCUCCUCCCUUCUCCGGCCGCCGCUCUCUCCUCUCUUUCCGGCCCCAAACAGAAACAACUCCACACCCAUCUCCCUAAACACCUCCAUUCAUCCUCCGUCGCCGCCCCAAGAUCUAAAAGACGGAAGAAUCAGCUGAAGAAAGUUUGUCAAGUUCCGGCGGAGUCUCUGUCGUCGGACAUAUGGGCUUGGCGGAAAUAUGGGCAGAAACCCAUCAAGGGAUCUCCAUAUCCCAGGGGAUACUACAGAUGUAGCAGUUCAAAGGGUUGCAUGGCCCGGAAACAAGUGGAGAGGAACAGAUCCGACCCGGGAAUGUUCAUCGUCACCUACACGGCGGAGCACAACCACCCGGCGCCGACGUACUUUUGCUUUUCUGGAAAAGCAUAG
This is a messenger RNA of Momordica charantia (bitter melon), 747 nucleotides long. It is a transcript of the gene WRKY22, whose product is annotated as WRKY family transcription factor. Lineage: Eukaryota; Viridiplantae; Streptophyta; Magnoliopsida; Cucurbitales; Cucurbitaceae. The record is from RefSeq and is a predicted model, not a curated record. Gene Ontology annotation, biological process: regulation of DNA-templated transcription. Gene Ontology annotation, molecular function: DNA-binding transcription factor activity; transcription cis-regulatory region binding. Gene Ontology annotation, cellular component: nucleus.